This is a messenger RNA of Cydia fagiglandana, 3119 nucleotides long. Its product is annotated as fibroblast growth factor receptor homolog 1-like. Gene Ontology annotation, cellular component: signaling receptor complex; plasma membrane. Bases 313 to 2838 code for a protein of 841 amino acids. NCBI's taxonomy places the organism in Eukaryota, Metazoa, Arthropoda, Insecta, Lepidoptera, Tortricidae. The transcript has 15 exons. Gene Ontology annotation, molecular function: ATP binding; fibroblast growth factor receptor activity. Gene Ontology annotation, biological process: multicellular organism development; protein phosphorylation; positive regulation of kinase activity. The record is from RefSeq and is a predicted model, not a curated record.
CUACGCUGAAAGCUCUCGACUCGAUUAUCUUCAGUCUUGAAUUAAAGCUCAUGGUGUGCGGACGUUAGUAAGUGCGACUAUUUCUGCAAAAAACUCGCUCGUUUCGACGGAUUAAGAACUAAACCGUACUGAAGUGUUCGUGGGUUGGUGCCGUAUUCUUGUACUUACUAAGUGACUUUGAUAUCUAUUUUGACAGUUGAAAGUGAAUUUUUCAGACGUUUCAGUGUUUGCGGAUGCCCCGUACGGGGAUUGUAUUCAUUCCGAGAAGCUGAAACUAAUGGAUCCCAAUAAGAAGAGCUGAGAUCGUGAAACAUGACGCAGGCCGCCAUUAUGUUUUGGCGCGAAAUGUCAAUCGCUGUCAUUUUCGUCCUUUUGGCAAUGGCUUGCGAGUGUACAGCCCGAGACAUUAAUUUAGACGAUACAAACUCCGUGAGUGAAGCCUCAUCGAACGAGAACAUCCGGCUGGCGUGUGGGCCGAAGCCUCGAGGUCCGGUACAGACCAUCAGGUGGUACAAGGACGGGCUACCACUAGACAUUCACGGACGAUUUAUGCAACAGAGGCAGUGGCUAAGAAUUAAGUCAUUCAGAGCAAAAGACGCUGGUUUAUAUUCUUGCAUCAACGAAGCUAACGACUCGAAGCAAUAUAAUGUCACCAUCAAGCUAAAAGCCGAUGUCUACGAUAUAGAAGAAUUUCAAGGCGAUGCAGCGAAAAUUGUAGACCAAAAUCAAGCAGCGGCACUUGUAGAGAACAACACAAUUGAAGAAUCUGCUACGAAUAAAAAAAUUAAAAGAAACGUAACAAAAGCCAGUGAAAAUAAUAACGAUUCUGACGAUGAAAAGAAAGAAGACGAUCAUGCAUUUGCUGGCCACAUAGAUGAUACAAAAAAUAAAUUUGCACCAAAAUUUAAGCACCCAUCUAAACUAUACAACAUGGACAUGAAACCUGCGGGAAGCUCAAUUCAGUUGAAAUGUGCUGCUGAUGGAAAUCCCAUGCCGAACAUAACUUGGUUUAAAAACAACGGCUCUAUAGAAAGGUCUUAUUUCCGACCAAAAUUCGGUAAAUGGUGGAUGUCCCUUGAAGAAUUAUCGAAAACGGACAACGGGAACUACACAUGCCUCAUAUGCAAUGAACUAGGCUGUAUCAGUCACACGGUUAAUCUUCAAGUACAAGAGCGUCUGUUCUCGAAACCAGUCUUGACGCAAGGCCCCACUAACCAAACUGUGCUGAUCGGGGACACAGCUAAGUUUAGUUGUGAUUAUCUGUCCGAUUUCGUUCAUGUGGUUUUUUGGCUGUUCUAUAAAGACAAAAAUGAGUUCAAGAAUACUACCGAUUUCGAUGAUUCAUAUGCUAUUAAGAGUGAUGAUCCCGAAGACAAAGCUGAAAUGCUGACCAUAGCUAACGUCACCCAAGAGGACCAGGGUUGGUAUAUUUGCGUCGCCAAGAAUACUCUGGGACAAGCUACAGCUAAAGGAUAUCUGACUGUUUUGGAAUCGAUGCCAGUUCCCGUGGUACCAGAACAUGCAGGCAAGCACACUCUUCUCGUUAACAUCCUGACAGCUGUGCUCGGCGCUAUGUUCUUUGUGGCUGCCAUAAUAGUCGUAAUGAUAUUUAAGAAGCUCAAACAAGAAAAGAUCAAGAAGCAACUUGCCAUGGAAACUGCGAGGGCAGUCAUAGUGACGCAUUGGACGAAGAAGGUUACAGUAGAAAAACCACAGAUAGAUGGAUCACCGAGUAGCGCUGAAGAAGCUUUGUUGAUGCCUGUAGUGAAAAUCGAGAAACAGAAACUGCAACAAGUGCAAAGUAACACAAGCGAGUCUAUGGUAAUGUCAGAGUACGAGUUGCCGGUAGACAUUGACUGGGAGGUACCCAGGGAAACACUCUCGUUGGGCAAAAUACUUGGAGAAGGUGAAUUCGGAAAGGUGGUAAAGGCAGAAUGUGUUGGUAUUUUGAAACCAGGUGUCCAUUCGGUGGUAGCUGUUAAAAUGUUAAAAGAGGGACAUACUGAUGCAGAAAUGAUGGCUUUAGUGUCCGAGAUGGAGAUGAUGAAGAUGAUAGGAAAGCAUGUAAAUAUUAUCAAUUUGCUGGGCUGUUGCACUCAAGAUGGCCCACUGUACGUAAUUGUAGAGUUUGCGCCCAAUGGCAACUUAAGGGAAUUCUUGAGGAAUCACAGACCCGGGAACAGGUACGAAUCACCAACAGAAGAUCUAAAAGAUAAGAAAACUCUAACUCAGAAGGACUUGGUAUCAUUUUCAUAUCAAGUUGCAAGGGGAAUGGAAUAUUUAGCCUCAAGAAGAUGCAUUCAUCGAGAUUUAGCCGCACGCAACGUUCUCGUAUCUGACGACUGCGUGCUCAAGAUCGCCGAUUUCGGGCUCGCAAAAGACGUCCAAAGCAACGACUAUUACAGAAAAAAGACUGAAGGCAGGUUGCCUGUGCGGUGGAUGGCCCCGGAGUCGCUUUACCACAAGGUGUUCACUACGCAAACUGACGUGUGGUCAUUUGGCGUGCUCUUAUGGGAGAUCAUGACUCUCGGCGGCACGCCGUACCCUACGGUCGCAGGUCAAUACAUGUACCAGCACCUGAGCGCUGGACAUCGCAUGGAAAAGCCACCAUGCUGUAGUCUGGAAAUUUAUAUGUUGAUGCGCGACUGCUGGUCUUUCAAGCCCGACGACCGGCCGUCCUUCGCAGAGCUGGUAGAGUAUUUGGACAAGAUCCUUACAGUCACUGCUAAUCAGGAGUACCUAGACCUUGGCCUGCCGCAGUUAGACACGCCACCAUCCAGUUACGAUGGGUCUUCAGACGAAGAGAGCGAUAGUGAAUUUCCAUUUAUUAACAAUUAAUGUACCUCAUUUCGAGGAGAAAAGGACAUACAUAGAAAAUCAAAUCCAACCUAUGGAAAUGGUUGACAGCUUAAAUGCUUCGCUUAGCACAAAACAUCGUCGAUUUGUGUUUAAGCACUGCCAAAAAUGUGGACUUUGUCUAUUUGAAUUUUGGCAACUAGGUAUGACGUUAACGGGUUCAGAUUUGGGCAAGUUAAGUUUUUGCUGGACAUUUGUCACCUAUAUAUACCUAUUUAUACUAUUUUCUCGGUCAAUGAAACUGUAUGUAUAUGUGUAACUGU